Messenger RNA from Marchantia polymorpha subsp. ruderalis, 1856 nucleotides. The record is from the annotation of a GenBank genome assembly. Lineage: Eukaryota; Viridiplantae; Streptophyta; Marchantiopsida; Marchantiales; Marchantiaceae.
CGGGUUUUGGAGAUGUUGCUUGGUGGGUGUGGCUGUGCUUUUUCUCGCCUUGCUCCGUCUCCUCUGUAAGAAAAAAAUUGUGCUGACUUCAAUUUCCCCCUUCGACCACCUUCGUCGAUCGUGACUCCAUCUUGUACAUACUUCCUACUUUUCUAUUCCUCCUCUCGAUCGCUCAUCGGUUUUGCUUGACACAGUAGGGUAGAUUGUGAUUCUAGAGUAGCAGUUAGACGACAGGCUAUUGAUCUUGGAUAAAAAGUAGCGGAUCGGCAAAAUCAAUGGAGACAUACGUCAUUAAGGUGAUAUACGAGGAUGCUACGUGCAGGAUCAACUACUCCAGCAAAGCAGGCGGCGAAGAGUUGUCUCUCGAGGACCUGCAAACGAAGAUCAGAAAAAAACUGGACCUGCCUUCUACCGGCGAGAUGAAGAUCAAUUACAAGGACGAAGACAACGACUUCGUAGCGAUGAAGGACAACGAGGACUUGAUAGAUGCGCUCGUCACACAACGUCUCAGACCUUUGGUCUUGAAGGUGACCUUUCUGGAUCGCAUUCCGACUCCAGAACCACCUCCUGACGACACGCCGCCCGUCCCUGCUCCCGUGGAUGCCAUUUCGACUCCAAAGCCACCUCCUGACGACAAGCCGCCCGUCCCUGCUCCCGUGGAUGCCAUUCCGACUCCAAAGCCACCUCCUGACGACAAGCCGCCCGUCCCUGCUCCCGUGGAUGCCAUUUCGACUCCAAAGCCACCUCCUGACGACACGCCAUCCGUCCCUGCUCCCGUGAGCGACCGAGGUCUCGAUGUAAAGCCGGAAGUCAUUGUGGCUCCCCCCGUUGCCAAUUACAGGUGUUACAAUUGUAAGAAAUAUCCAAUCGUCGGGCCUUGGUAUUCAUCGAUGGUAAGGUCCACGAUCCCGCUGUCCAAGUUGUUGUCGUACCAUUUGUGCGAGGAUUGCUACGUGAAGUCGGACUGGAGUCGUUCGAGUAGUGUGAAAUUCAGGCCCAUCGAGGAAUGCGCCCAAUGUCACCAGCACAAGCCAGACGUGAUGAGCUAUCCGUUGCACGGCAAUGAUGAGGCCAGCGAGCACAUCAAAAUGUGCGACUGGUGCUUCAAAGCUAUAGUUCACAGAGCGGUGGACAGCGAGAACAGAUCGAUGUCGCUGGGUUCUCAAAGGCGUUCGCUCGACGACGGUCCACUCGAAAUGUCUCACCUGCUUCCACCGACCUCAGGGUAGGUAAGAAUCCGCUGAGCCCUCAGUGCGUUGGUUGCAGAUUUUGGCCUUUUCUAAUUCGGUGCACCGAUUAGCUUUGAUGACUUUCAUCGUACAUCGAUGAUGCCAUUCAUUCUGGUUCUACGUAUGAUGCUUGAUUCAGCUUGUCAAAAAGAUUUCUGCGCUUCUGGUGUCUCGAUUUUUUCUGAGUCCGACAGUUGCUUAUGCAAGUCUAUCAUCGGAAGUGCUGGAUUAGAGAGGGAUAACGGACACAUUAUAGAGUCGGUUGUUAGAAAUACUGAUUUGGAACUAGGGGGUAAGGAGAGAGUCUGCUUUCUCCGCUCGGAAGCAGACUCGGAGCAUAAUGGAGGAAAUGCGAUGCUUGUGACUUGUUUAGUAGCAAUCGGAGAAACAUCAGACGAAAUUAUCAGUUUCUAGAACGUCCUGCAAAACCUUCAGACGGAAAGUGCACUUGAACAGAUUCGAGAUGUCCCCUGUAUAGUUUGGCUGAUCGGCACGUGCAGCAGGGAGUUCAGCUGAUGACAGUGAGACAUGUACAAAAUUGUGUUGAAUUACAGUCCCUUCUGUACGAAUGUAAAUUGUAGCGGUUGAAAUUAUGAAAACAGGCUCUCAAUCCUCUUCGUUCUCGAC